Aspergillus puulaauensis is the source of this 1896-nucleotide messenger RNA. RefSeq lists its product as uncharacterized. Lineage: Eukaryota; Fungi; Ascomycota; Eurotiomycetes; Eurotiales; Aspergillaceae. The coding region runs from base 1 to 1896 and encodes 631 amino acids. The record is from RefSeq and is a predicted model, not a curated record. The transcript is spliced from 5 exons.
AUGUCGGUUGAGCAACACCUCCCUGCGCAAGCCACCGGGCCUUCCGAUGGCUCGCAUCCCUCAUUCAUAAUAUCAACGGCAAAUGUGGAUUCUUAUGGCCCAAGCGUUAGCGACACCGAAGCCAAAGCCGAAGCCGAAAAUAUACCCAUAUCUGCAACCAAAGCAUCAGCGUCAAGGCAUAUUUCUCAAGAAAAAAUGGCGAUACAAACUGCGGCUUCAAACCUAGGUCACUCUAGAACUGGGCCCGAGUAUGACGAGCCGAAGUCUGUGAUACAUGACCUGGCCGGCUCUAGCGGGUUUGAACUAAAUGCCUGGCAAUCCUCGGGCAAAAUGCCCAUGUCCCAAGAAGAGAUAAUUACGUCUUCGGCAUCUCCUAUAAGUAUUAAAGUUACGUCUCAAAAUAUAGGGGAACAAAGUACAAAGAGGUUUUCCAACAGUCUCAUAUCGCCUCCUCUGCUGACCACCAGUAUUGAACCCACAAGGGAUUGGUCUGAAAGAGGGACACCACGCGCACAGACAAGGCAGGACUUUGAGGGUAUUGACAAAAGAAUACACUUAAGUAGCCUCGAAGACAUACCAGAAGGCAUCGAUAGCUACAAGAGAACCAUUGGGAGUGACGAUCAAGCAGCAGAUCGCCCUGUUUUAAAGGAUGAGUAUUUUCCUAUGGGGAGCUCUGAGAUAACGGCAUUGCAGGCAGCCCUCCUUGAGUGCUGGUCGCUUUGCAACACGCUUUCCACCCUAAGCUCAAUCCACCGGGAGCGAGGUGGUUUCGCUGUCGAUACCCAAGACGAUACUUGGAAGUCAUGCUGGCGGCUGUGUCAGCAGCUAUACGCAGGCCAAGUGGAUGAUAAUGCGUCCCAAGUUAAUCCAACGCUUGAUCUUUGCCGCAACUUCUGCCAAACUUUAUUUGAAACUAGGGCUCGUGACAGUGAGGUUUCGGACUCGGUUCUCCGCGUCAGCUUUGAGCUGAGCAAUCAUUUAUAUAAUACACACGACCGUAGCCUUCCAGAUGCAUUUAGGGAACGAACCCUCGACUUUUACAUCACACUAUGCCAUCGCCUAAUGAAACAAAGAGACCGCGUACCGGGGACAGACUCUCUCCUAAGCGCCUGCUGGUCAUUGGCCGAGAUGCUGUUCAGUAUACGCCAAAACAAAAAAGAAGGCCGCGUGGUAGAUGAAGAAUUGCUAGGUUCGGCAGUCCAGGCAUGCUGGGAACUUUGUGAUAUUUUCCGAGAAGGAUGGACGCAGGGGAACUUGCGGAACUCUGAUCGUGGAACACCUCGACCAAGCCAGGCAACCUUUACAUUGGCCGAGAAACAGAUCAAACAAUCUGACGUUGCUCGUGCUGAGGACGUCCUGAGAAACCCUGAAACGCCAACAACGAUAUUCGAAGAUAUCGGCACCAUUUCUCCCAACGAAGGGCCCGCUCAAAACAUGGCCCCACACGCUAACCGGUCAUCGAAUGCAUCAAGUAUCUCAGGGAGGAGUCAUUCUUCUGAGAGAACAUCCUCAACAAACACAGUUAUAACACUCUCUAACGACUCGAAUAUAAACGGUCUCAGAGUUCUUAUCACCAAGGCAGCCUUGAACAACGGAUUUCAGCGCAAUGGAUCCCAAGGUCUUUCAUCAUUUGUUAAGUCACUGUCGUCAGACGCAUUCGGGUCUGCUCCCUGGCAAGUGGCUCUUCUGAAACAUUACAAGGGUCUAGUAGCGUUUGAGCCCACGUUUCAAGAUAUCGAAUCUGUGACCAGGGCAAGCGCGAUGGAUAUAUCUAAGGCGGUUAGACUUAUGGCCCAGAGUGGGCGGUAUAUCUGGCUAUCUGACCUCUACCGUCUUGUAUUCGGUUUCCAUGUUGAAGAGGGAAUAAACUGUGACGCGAUUAUGUUACAGGUAUAG